This is a messenger RNA of Meira miltonrushii, 1052 nucleotides long. RefSeq lists its product as uncharacterized. The coding region runs from base 82 to 720 and encodes 212 amino acids. The record is from RefSeq and is a predicted model, not a curated record. The transcript has a single exon. NCBI's taxonomy places the organism in Eukaryota, Fungi, Basidiomycota, Exobasidiomycetes, Exobasidiales, Brachybasidiaceae.
GAGCCUCUCUCGGCUUUCCCUACUUGAAGCUGGCUUUAACUCAUCAUCCAUCAACCUCUAGAGCAUCAAUCUAUUGCAAAGAUGCUAGGAAUCGGCAUCUCCAUACGACUGAUCAAACAAAAUGCAAACGCAUUCAAAAAGAUCAAUUUCAUCUUUUAUGGUACAAUCUUGUUAGGGAUGUUUACGGUAUAUCUUAAACCAUCUUUGCAUACAUACAUUGUUGAUUUGAUUGAAAAGGAUCUACAGUCUACUUCAGUAGGCAGAUACGUGGCUAGAAUGUACGAUGAAGGACAUCUAUACAGAGCUGCAGCAUCUACAUUUGCAGUCAACGUGUUAGUAGGCUCACUGCUUACAGUCACACUGCCUUCUUUCAUCAUACCUUAUUCAGGUCUAGGAUUGAUCUUAUACCGUACCUUCCUGUGGGGCUGUUUCAUUGCGCCUCCGGAAAAGAAAGCAAUGAUUGAAGCAAUUCCACAUUUCAUCACUUUGAUCAUCGAAGGUCAAGCAUACGUCGUUGCUGCACUGCCUGUCUUGUUGCAUGGUCGUCAAUCAAAGGUGCUCUAUCAAACGGGAGGCGUAAAAGCUUGGCUCCGAGAUGGAUUGGGCUUGCAUGCUCGUGCACUACCAUUAGUAUGUGCUAUCCUCUUCUUUGCUGGAAUUUGGGAGGCUUAUGAAGUCAUUCAUCUUUUACCGCCUUCGGCAAAAAAGUACGGUCAUUGAUCAUCUCUUUUCAGCAUCGCCUCUAAUUGUACGACCACUCUCAAUUGUAUCACCACUCAUAUUCAAUACAUAUCUAGCACACCAUCACAGUGGUUCAUUUGCCAUAUUCUGCGUUUGGCUGUGUCGAUCUCUUAGCUGUGCAUGCAAUCAUACAUCAACUGCUGUGUUGAUGGCAACAUCCUGUUAGAUUACAGUCCCACGAAAUGGGCCUGGGCUGUCGCGGAGCAUGAAGUGGCGAAUCAGCAUCGCAUUGGCUGAAAGGGGCUGAGGUCAGCUGUUCCAUAAAAGUGCAAAAGGUAUCAUGCAAUGCUAUGAAGGAUAUUGAGAAUGGC